UACAUAUUCUUACAGUUUGUACAUGUGGCUCGUGAUAUUAUUCUAUGUUCAUUAUCUUUCAGCAUUUAUUACCUAUACGACAGAGUAGCUACUGCAACAAAAAUGAGACGCUGAUACAUAUUCAUGUCCAAAAGCGGCCACGACCAAUCAGCUCCUACUAUUCCCCCUCAGUGGGCGGGACUCGCGCUCAUGAAUAUCCAAUGAACGCGCUCGGUGGGUACGCAGAACGAGACGGUUGUGAAGUCUAUUAGAGACGUCUUAUUAUUGAUAAAGAAGGUCCGACAUUAGCUGUGGUUGAAGAAAAAGUGGGGAAUUUGUGCGAGGUUUUUAUCGCCGUGGUUCUGGACCGAGCACUAGCUGCCAACUCAGCCUCCGUCUGCCCAGAGUCUUGGCACGGAACAAUGCCUGGUAAAGCCGAGGUGGCGGUGGCGCUCCCAGCCGCAGCGGCUCCUCAGAAGUCCUACCCUUUUGUUUUAAAGAAGAUCAUGGACAUCCCACCUCCUAAUAUCCUGGACGAAGGAGACGACGAAUUAGAGAAGGAGAAGCAGUGCUCCUCAGAGGAUGUGGAAGGAGGAGGCGGUGUGGCCUCCAGUGCUGGUGGAGGCUCUAGAGGAGCAGGAGGUGGAGGAGGUGGAGGCAGCGGAGGAGGCGGCGCAGGAGCGUCGGCCUCCCUGACCCCAGCCAUCUGGGAGAAGACCAUUCCUUACGAUGGCGAAACGUUCCACUUGGAGUACAUGGACCUGGACGAGUUUCUCCUGGAGAACGGCAUCCCGGUGAGCCUGGAGGAAGAGGAGCUACAGAGGACUCUGGCGUCCGUGGAAACCAAAGGCAAACCCGCUCCCAAGGCCGUCGCUAUGGCUCCCGCUGCACCAGCCGCAGACCCUCCGACCUCCGCCGAAGUCCCUGCCCCUGCACCGCCCGCCGCGUCUCCCUCCGAUGCCCCUUUGGAUGCAGAGGAAAGUGUGACGGUCACGACGUUGCAACCCGCCAAAAUAGAAGAAGAAGAAGAAGAAGAAGAAGAAGAGGAGGAGGAGGAAGGACAGGAAGAGGAAGCUUUGACUGAGGAAGCUCCAGCAGAAGUGAAAGGGAAGAAAACAGACGGUAAAGGUGGUGCAGAACGAAACACGCCCUCCCCCAUCGACCCCGAUGCCAUCGAGGUGGACAUCAACUUCCAGCCGGACCCCACGGACCUGGUCCUGUCCAGCGUUCCUGGGGGAGAGCUGUUCAACCCCCGCAAGCACAAGUUCUCCGACGAGGAGCUGAAGCCUCAGCCCAUGAUCAAGAAAGCAAAGAAAGUGUUUGUUCCUGAUGAGAAAAAGGAUGAGAAGUACUGGUCCAGGAGGAAGAAGAACAACCUGGCAGCGAAGCGUUCCCGCGAUGCGCGGCGGCUGAAAGAGAACCAGAUCACGGUGCGGGCCUCCUUCCUGGAGCGGGAAAACGCCGCGCUGAGGCAGCAGGUUGCUGAGCUGCGGAAAGACUGCGGUCGCUGCAAGAACGUCUUGGCCCGCUACGAGGCCAAGUAUGGCCCUCUGUAAAAACAAAAACAAGCAAGAAAAAAAAAUAGAAAAGAAACGGCGACGAAAAAAGAACGAAAUAAAAAGAAAUCUAGAAUCCAACGAGACAGAAGCAGAACUCCCCUCCCCGCAGAAUCCCAACACGAGACACAAACCUAAAUUUGCAAUGUUGUCUUCACCGACCUCCGGUAGAGCUCCGGCUGACGUGAUGAUGCUGGAGGUUUGGACGCACGCUGUCAGGUGAUGGGGGUGCGACGGGAGCGGUGGUCGCAGGAAGGCCUGUGGAGAGCGCCUGGCUCCUACACUGAAAGAAGUGGUCGAUUGUGGGUGUGGAAAAAGUCAUAAAGUGUAGAAAAAGAGGAAAGCUGGUGCAGCAGAAUCUCUCUCUCGCACACACACGCACACACUUCGGUUUUAUCACCACACACUGCUUCUUGGAGGACCAAGUCGUGGACAGGCUCAAUCAGGCUAAUUAAACGAGCCGGAGUUAGCUUCAUGUCGGUACUGCUAACAGGGCGGGCUGCUAUCGGCGGGCUUCAGUCCCAGUUCUUCCCCGUGUUUACGUCGUGUUUUUGUGUGUUCUUCGUGUGUGUAACUCAUCAUUGCACUUUUUCCCUUAAACACACACACACACUCCUACACACACAUUAGCUGUGUGAGAACAGGUAGCCGUUAGCCGCCUAGCUCACUUUAAAACUGCAGAAGAGGGGAAAAACACAGUAGCUUCCUCAUAGAGGAUUAUAAGAGGGUGUUGAAGUCUAGUAAAUUCUGAGUUGUAUAAAAAUGAAGACUGUACAAAUCAAGAAAGAAAAGUCAAUUCUUAUGUCAGCCAGACGGUCUAAGUUUGACGAACUCAGAGGCCCUCGUUCGUGGAGGGGUAUGUUAAAACGUAGAGAUGUUUAUUUUACUGCACACUGCAAGUAGAGGGCGCUAGAGUCACUGUAACCCCACCAAAGGUGUCGUGACACGGGAUUGAUUUCUUCUCCUGUCUUUUUUUUUUUUUUUUUU
This is a messenger RNA of Poecilia latipinna (sailfin molly), 2522 nucleotides long. It is a transcript of the gene tefb, whose product is annotated as TEF transcription factor, PAR bZIP family member b. NCBI's taxonomy places the organism in Eukaryota, Metazoa, Chordata, Actinopteri, Cyprinodontiformes, Poeciliidae. Gene Ontology annotation, biological process: regulation of transcription by RNA polymerase II. The record is from RefSeq and is a predicted model, not a curated record. The transcript is spliced from 4 exons. Gene Ontology annotation, cellular component: nucleus. The coding region runs from base 402 to 1535 and encodes 377 amino acids. Gene Ontology annotation, molecular function: DNA-binding transcription factor activity, RNA polymerase II-specific; RNA polymerase II cis-regulatory region sequence-specific DNA binding.